UUUUAUGAUCAGGUCUUAUUUGUUGAGAUCCUAUCCUAUCGCAACUAAACCUAUUCCUUCUCGGCUGAUGCUACUUUAUGCUGUUCCUCUUCUGAGUAUACUGAUGGUCAUCGAUUCAUCAUUAAUCUACCCUGACUCUUUUUUUUGUCUUUCAAAGAUCUCCUUUGUCAUUUCUUAUAAUUUCGUUGCGCUUCUACUGAUUAUACCCAUGAUCAUCAGUAAUAUAUUCCGUCCAUUUUCUCGUUAAAUACAUAUAUACAUUGGCUCCAAUCA
Messenger RNA from Suillus fuscotomentosus, 273 nucleotides. RefSeq lists its product as uncharacterized. The record is from RefSeq and is a predicted model, not a curated record. The transcript has a single exon. The coding region runs from base 5 to 247 and encodes 80 amino acids. NCBI's taxonomy places the organism in Eukaryota, Fungi, Basidiomycota, Agaricomycetes, Boletales, Suillaceae.